This is a messenger RNA of Diaporthe amygdali, 1425 nucleotides long. Its product is annotated as cytochrome P450. The transcript is spliced from 4 exons. Bases 1 to 1425 code for a protein of 474 amino acids. The record is from RefSeq and is a predicted model, not a curated record. Gene Ontology annotation, molecular function: oxidoreductase activity, acting on paired donors, with incorporation or reduction of molecular oxygen; heme binding; steroid hydroxylase activity. Lineage: Eukaryota; Fungi; Ascomycota; Sordariomycetes; Diaporthales; Diaporthaceae.
AUGGGACAUUUGAACUCCUUCUUCAAGAACUCAAGCAAGCUUUUAUCGGAAGCAAGGUUGCACUUUCAAGACUCCAGGGAGCCUUUCGCGUUGACCGUUGCGGGACAAAAGUGGUACGUCCUCACGAAGCCCGAAGAUGUCACCUCAACAUAUCGGAUCGACAGUGGAUCACUUUCCUACGACAUCUUUGCAGUAGAGGUGAUGGGUAUGGUGGGAAUCACGGCAGAGGGAAUUCGCAAGGCGUUCCAAACGCAGCACGUGAGUCCAGAUGGCACCACCAUUGUGCGGUACAAGCAUCUGGUGAGGCUUUGCAAGGAGUACCAGCUGGAGCAGCUUACGCCAGGGCCAGGACUCAACCGAUUAGUAGGGCCAGCAAUGAAUCUCCUGAAACGCCGCCUCAACCACGAUUCGGUCGUGGAUCGAGGUGCAGCGUGGUAUGCAGAUGAUAUGCCCACUGUCAAAGGUGGCGUCCAUGUUUCCCUGUAUCAGUGGAUUUCCGACGUCUUCAUCGAAAUGGGUACGACCGCAUACUUCGGAAACCUGCUUCUGCAGAUCGAUCCAAGCCUGACAAGGACUUUCAUGAUAUUUGAAAGCAUCUCAUGGCAAGCCAUGUAUCAGUACCCACGGUUCCUGUGUGGCGACAUGAUGCGGGCCAAAGAGAAGUUACAGAAUGCUAUGGCAGAGUAUUUUGCAUCACCUAAACAUACAAGAGCCGAUGCAUCCUGGUUCAUACUCAAAAUCGAAGAAGAGAUGGACCGUCUUAACAUUUCGUCAGCCGACAGCGCGAUUUUCUUUUUCCAAUUGUACUGGAGCAUCAACGGCAAUACUCGAAAAGCUCCGUUCUGGAUCCUAUCGUAUCUACUGUUCGACACGGACCUACUUGCAGCCGUCAGAGCCGAGACCGCAGGGGCGAUGGAUGGGACGAAUCCUGACGUGACCUGCCUUGUCAACGUGGACGCUUGCCCACGAUUGAAUAGCAUCUGGGAAGAGACUAUCCGCCUGACUGCAUUUGCUGCAUCGGUUCGUUUUCUGACCUGCGACCUAGAGAUCGGAGGCAAGACUCUACGCAAGGGCAAUCGUCUCAUGAUACCGCAAAGACAGUUGCAUUUCAGCACGCGGGCGUUCGGCCAAGAUGCCUCGAUGUUCAAUCCUGACCGUUUUCUUGAGAAUCCUGCUCUUCGACGACAUCCGAGUCUGCGUCCUUUCGGUGGAGGUGCUACCAUGUGCCCAGGUCGCAACCUAGCGAAGCAGACGACCUUGGCCUUCGUUGCCUUGGCAGUGCACACGUUUGAUAUGGUCCUCGAUCCACCGAACCAGAAAUUUCCACGUCCAUCGGAGGGCAAGCCAUCAAUUGGAUUAAUAGAUAUCAUGGAAGAUUCUGAUUUGAGGGUCCGACUGGUACCCCGACCAAAGCUCCCAUCGUAG